AUGGAGUGGCAGAUGAGAUUUCUAUGUUUCUUUUCUCAUCAGCUUCUUCUAAUUUAUGUGCUGAUAGGUCUUCUAGCUGUUUCUGGUGAAGAUCAAUCGGAUUUGUAUAUUGUUUACUUGGGAGACAAAAUAGAGAACAGAAAUUCAGCGAUACUGGAGGAUAAUGAUUCUGUGAUUGAUCAAUCACACAUUCAAAUUCUCUCAUCUGUGAAGCGAAGUGAGACUGAAGCGAAGGAUUCCAUACUCUACAGUUAUACAAAGAGUUUUAAUGCAUUUGCAGCUAGCCUAUCCAAAAUUGAAGUUGAAAAAUUGACGCAGGUGGACCAAGUGCUUUCUGUGUUCCCGAAUCGGUAUUACAAGUUAUGUACUACAAAAUCAUGGGACUUUAUCGGGCUUUCGCAAACAGCUAGAAGAGAUUUGAGAACAGAGAGCGAUAUAAUUGUUGGUCUACUUGAUACAGGGAUCACCCCAGAGUCAGAGAGCUUUAAGGACACUGGAUUCGGUCCUCCACCCACAAAAUGGAGAGGAAGUUGUAAACCCUAUGCUAAUUUCUCAGGAUGCAACAACAAGCUGAUCGGAGCAAAAUACUUCAAGCUUGACCGGAAAAAUGACCCCCUUGACAUCUUAUCACCGGUAGAUGUGGACGGACAUGGAACCCACACAUCAUCAACUAUACUAGGCAAUCCUAUUGCAAAUGCAAGCCUUUAUGGGCUAGCCGAGGGAACUGCACGCGGUGCUGUGCCAAAUGCUAGAGUGGCCGUCUACAAAGUAUGUUGGAUGAGCUCUGGUUGCUCAAAUAUCGACAUACUUGCUGCAUUUGAUGCUGCUAUUUAUGAUGGUGUGGACGUGUUAUCAAUAUCCCUUGGUGGUGCGGUUAUAAAUUACUCCUCAGAUGCGAUAGCAAUUGGUUCAUUUCAUGCUUUAAAGAGAGGGAUUAUUACUGUGGCUGCAGCUGGUAAUGAUGGCCCCAACUUGGCUAGUAUAAACAACCAUGCACCCUGGAUUACCACGGUAGCAGCUAGUGGCAUUAAUAGACAGUUUAGGAGCAACGUUGAGUUGGGCAAUGGCAAGACUGUAUCAGGCAUUGGGGUGGACACAUUUGAACUAGAGAAGAAACUCUAUCCCCUUGUUAAUGGGGCUGAUGUUGCCAGAGACAACAACAAAACUACUAAGGAGAAUGCGAGGUUCUGUAUUGAUGGCUCAUUGAACCCUACCAAGGUGAAGGGAAAGCUUGUUUACUGCCAGCUACUAAUUUGGGGUGCUGAUUCAGUUGUUAAAGGGAUUGGAGGGAUAGGCACUAUAAUUGGAAGUGACGAAUUUCUUGAUUCUGCCCAGAUUUUUAUGGCACCAGGGACUAUGGUCAAUUACAGUGUUAGCGAUAUCAUCACCAGUUAUAUUCAAUCCACAAGAAAAUCCGAAGCUGUGAUACAGAAAACACAGGAAAUAGAAAUUCCUGCUCCAUUUAUAGGUUCUUUUUCGUCCCGGGGUCCAAAUCCUGGGACAGAUCGCAUUCUUAAGCCUGACAUUGCAGCACCAGGCGUCGACAUCUUGGCAUCUUACACCCCAUUGCAGUCAUUAACUGGGUUGAAAGGAGACACCCAAUUUUCAAAAUUCACGAUCAUGUCUGGGACUUCCAUGGCUUGUCCUCAUGUUGCUGGUGUAGCAGCCUAUGUUAAGUCGUUCCAUCCAGAUUGGAGCCCAUCGGCAAUAAAAUCCGCUAUUUUGACCACAGCAAAACCUAUGAGCCGGAAGCUUGAUAGAUUAGGUGAAUUUGCCUAUGGUACGGGUCAACUCAACCCACUUGAAGCAGUGAGUCCCGGCUUAAUAUAUGAUUCGGAUUACAAUGCUUACAUCCAGUUUCUAUGCCACGUGGGGUAUACGGGAUCAUCUUUGGCUGUUUUAACUGGUUCAAAAUCCACAAAUUGUUCGUCAUUGAUUCCUGGACUUGGCCAUGAUGCUCUUAACUAUCCAAGUAUGCAAGUAAAAUUGAAUCUCCAACGACCAACCAGAACUAUUUUCCACAGGACAGUCACCAAUGUGGGUGCUGCUAUAUCGGUUUACAAUGCCAGUGUUACAGCUCCAACUGGAGUAGAAAUCUCAGUUAAGCCCAUGAGUCUCUCCUUCACUAGCACCGGCCAGAAACUCAAUUUCACGGUUGUGGUAAAGGCAAAUCCAAUGCCAGUUAACACUACACGAGUGCUAUCAGGUUCACUUGUAUGGAUAGCCCCUGGUCAUAGCGUUAGGAGUCCUAUUGUUGUCUAUCAAUAUCAUGAAUAG
This is a messenger RNA of Pistacia vera, 2277 nucleotides long. Its product is annotated as subtilisin-like protease SBT4.14. NCBI's taxonomy places the organism in Eukaryota, Viridiplantae, Streptophyta, Magnoliopsida, Sapindales, Anacardiaceae. The coding region runs from base 1 to 2277 and encodes 758 amino acids. Gene Ontology annotation, molecular function: serine-type endopeptidase activity. The record is from RefSeq and is a predicted model, not a curated record. The transcript is spliced from 11 exons. Gene Ontology annotation, biological process: proteolysis.